CAAUCAGUGCCGAGACAAUGAUGACCAAAUUAACGUACUAUAAAGCAGCUCUAAUUUUAGCCUGGUUUGUUAUUGUAAGAGUUCGUAGGGAAGGGUAAAGGGGGAGGUGAAGGCUGCUACAAAUGACUAAUGCUGCAUUUCAGCCUCCUAAACCAUAUUUAGUGAUAUGGGAUAUAAACCUAAGCUCUCAGUACAAUUUUUCCUAUUUGAGUCCUGUUCCCUCUCUCCUGUUCCCUCUCCUACAGACAGCUGCUGACAGACAGGCUACAACUUCCAGCAACAUUACUCCAUGCUCUCACUAAAAACUGAUCAGUUAUAACAUAUCCUUUUAAGAAGUUUGAAAUAAAAUAUGCUAAGUAUAUUAAAAAUGUGCCAGGUAUGUUACACCCACUGCCAGAUUCAAUGCCAGUAAAUUAUCCUGUUUUGCAAGGCAUUCCCUAUUGCUAUUCACUAUGUGAAUAAACUUCUAGCUUUCAUUCAUUCUAGGCUCUGGAGCCCAGUGAUGGCAGCUCUGGGAAACAGCCUUUGGGCUGAGGGCUGUCCUCUUCAUUUUUUGAAUGUUCUCCACAAGGAAUGGUUCAUGGGAUUGCUAUCAGUAUGCUCCAGGGCAAAUGCCUCCUUCUGUGGGAUGCUUCUGGGGAGUUGUUAUCACUGGGCUCCAACUUUAACACCUCCAACCCACUGAAAAUCUUUUAUCUGUAGCUGUUAUCAGCAGGCUUCACAGUUAAAAUACCAUCACCCAAGAAGGCUGUUUACUGGAAUGGCUUUUUUUUAAGUCUCCAGAGUGAAAACUAUGCCCCAAGUCUGGAGGAGCAGCCAUCAGUAGGAUCCAAAGCAUCAUCUAAACAAAACUUAUUUGAUAGCUUUGCACUGAUGAGGACACAAAGGAAAGAAAGAUGAAAAAAAAUGAAUGCAGAUGAUUCAGGCUAAUGACACCAAGAACACAAGAACUGGAACUCAUCAACUAAUGCUGGCAUUUCUAAAUAAUCCAACAAGAAAUGUGAUUAGCCAGCUACACUGAUAAUGUAUUAGCUCCUGCCAGUCUUCUCAAUAUCUGCUUCACCUAAGGUAAAAGAACAAGCUCAUAUACAAUUUUGUUAGUAUAUCAAAGACUGCAAGUGCUAUGAAAACUGCUGGUUAUACUGCAUGAGUACUUGACCAGUGGGAGAAAAUCCCAUCUGUGUGUGCCUUUGAAGUUUAAGUGCCCUUCACUACACAAAUCAGCUUGUGUUAAAGGAUUCUUAUGUCUUCUAAACUGGUUUGCCACUCCACUGUUUUACCUCACCCACAGCAUCUCCAUUCAAAUCACAAUUCAUAUGCUUCAGAAUGUAUUUCCUAACUGAUGCUAUAUUAACCACAGCCCAUGUAACACAGCAAUGGAAGAAAAGCCAUAAGGGUCUCAAACCAUAAAAACCUGGAGACUGAAAAGCUUUAAGGGUCACUAAACAAAGCAUGGGUAAUAACUGGUAUUACUGACAAAGAGUCAGGAAGUCUGGGGAAGGAAAAACCUAGCAGGAGAACUCAUAGUGCAGGCACAGAGAUUCAAACACUACUGGCAAAAUCAGAAUAAUGAAACUUUGUCCAACCCUUCCAGGGAAACCUUGAAAGAAUUCAUAUGUUCCUGAGGCAUCAACAUUGCUUUAGGAAAAUCCUGUUGACCAUGAACUCCCAAAAUAACCUGGAGAAGUGGGCAUUAAAGAGAGAAAACUGCUUGAAGACAUCAGUAGCAUCUGAGGAGUGAUGCAGAAACUGGCAGCCCUCAAAUGGAGAGGCCAGAACAACUGAUAUUAUUGAUAGCUUUGCUCUUUCCCUCCCCUGUAAUAGUAAGCUCAGAGCACAGAGACCUCGGAAAAGUAUCAAAAGGUACAAAGCACAAGCUGGGCAUUGGGCACUAUCAACUUCCCAGCUCAUUUCAGGGGAUCUCCCAUCGGAAAUGACUGCAGGUGGCAGUUACAGCUAACUCACAACAUUUGUUCACCCCCAAAGAAGGGCAUUCUUACAUUAUUGCUAAAUAAGAUUAGAAGCUCAAUUAUAGAGCCUGGACAGAAGCUAAGCCACAUCAGCUGCUUUCUCACUCCUUUCCUGCCAGACCAGCAGUUAAUGGAAAGGCCAAAGCAAAACAGGGGAGAAGUUUGAGAAAAAAACUUGUUUAAUUCUUCUGGUUCUUGGGGAGGUUGUUUUUUUCCCCUCUGGCUAAGAGGUGUUGUCAAAAGGAUUCUGCCCUAGAGUCUCAACUCUACGGGGUGAGAAUUAGAGUGGGCAGCUCUCAAAGACACUUUGAGGCAAAAGCCUCUGUCAGUUCUCCCAGCCCUACAGCAAGCAGUUCAGGCAGACACAACCCAUUAGACAAAUGCUCUGUGCUCAGGCACCACUGGACCAGAAAGGGCAGUGCGGGGUCUCUGGGAACAUGGGGACAAAAGCAGCUCUGUGUGAGAACAAACUGGGGCUGCCCCACACCAGACUGAGCCAGUUCCAUGGCAGGCCCAUGCCCAGCCCCAGAAGAGCUCUGCAGGCAAUACGGCAGCACUGCAGCAUGAACAGGUCUCAACAUCACAGUGGGCUUUGCUCAUCACAGGGAGAGAAUGGCCCUUUGGGAUGUCACCUGGUGAUGGAGGUCAAUGUUGAUGGAUCCACCUAGCAAUGGAUUAUGAUGUCACCCAGGGGCUGGUGUCCCUCCCUGCACAUCACCCAGUCAGCGCCACACUCCAGCAGACCAAGUUCGCGUGCAGACGCGCCGGAGGCUACCACCCAGCCAGGCCAGCGCUGCGCUUCUCCACUGCGGCUGGCCUGGCAAACAAUCAUUGCCUGAGGGCACAGCAGGGAGUUCUUGCUGCAUCUUUGCUUCUAACUUGCUGCUUCUCUCCAUUCCUCCUUCUCUUCCAUCUGCUACUCCUUGUUGCUCUUCACUUUCCUUCACCUUCUCUCGUGAUGCUAGUUUGCUUUCUUCCUGCUCUGGGCUACAGGAAAGCUUUGUACCAGUGCUGUGUCAGAGAAGCCCUUUGGUAGCUCUCCAGUUUUUCCUGUAGUUUCUCUGGCCACCAGCAUGGAGGGACCCUGGGUAGGCAACUGGCGACCUCAUCCCCGACGGGGCCCAAUCCUUGCAGAAUUCAGCACCCCAGGUCCCAAGUACUGGCUCCCUGGGACAACAGGUAAACCAACUAUCAGGGGACAUGAUAGCACAGCACAGUGCUUGCUACCACUUGGGAACCUCCUUUCACCACACAGCUGCAGGCACAGGUCCUUUCACAGGCUUUUCUUGCCAGGUCAUAUGGCUCAUGAUCCCACCAAAGACAGAGCCCCUGCGUUCUCAUUUCGAGGGACCAAAGCUCCCUCCACAGACACCUGCUCACCAGGUCCUCGGUACUUCAUUGAAUCAUCCAUCACCAAGACUGGGAAGCAGAUGGCUCCAUCAGCACUUGUGACAGCACGUCCCAAGAUCAGGAUUUUGGCCACCCCUGGACCCAGUGACUACCGCACGGAUCGUGCCAACAAACUCGUCUUCCAUACUGCACCGUCCAAUCUCAUGGUGUUCCGGCCCAAGGACUUGAAAAGGUUCCGAACACCAGGUCCUGGCACCUACACCUUGCCCAGGAUUCUGGGACCCAACACAGCAUACACUCAUGCUGAACCAUGCUACUCCAUGAAGGGGAAGAGUCAAUACCAGAGCUGUUUUCAAGAUGUGGCAAAGACGCCAGGUCCUGCAGCAUUUGACAAGGUGGAUCUGGAUGUCUACAAAACCAAGGCUCCCAGGUUCUCAAUGGGACUAAGAACCAAAGUUCCUGGAAAGGGAGGGUUUCCAGGUCCAGCAGACUACAACACCCUGGGAAAGGUUGCACUGAUCAAGGCCCGGGAUCCUGCUUACACUUUUGGACUACGACAUUCUCUCUACAAAGCUUCCAUAAUACCUGCAACACAUGUUGAUUAAAGACAGACACCUGAAGAGAUCUUUUUUCUGUUCCUCCUUUGCAGCAGGGUGGGGUUAGGUGUGCGUUGGUGUAGACCACUGGCUUCACUGUCUCAUGUCUAUGCCUCAGUCAAAACAUGGCAGGAUGAGGGUGAGGGGAGAGCAGUGCGGUAACAGCGUGAGCCAUGCUGACACAUCCAACACCACCAUUUCACCUAACCAGAGCAAAACACUGUGAAAGCUUUCCAGCCCUGCCUUGCACACUCUCACCCCAUGGCCCAUGCUGGCCUCAAGGACAAAGCCCAUCUCAGUGUCCCCCUUUUCAGUGCACAUAGGUGGCAUCUGCCCAAGGUGUGCCCAGAAACACAUAUGCCCUGCAUCCUCUCUUGACACAGGCAGGGGCGGGCUCAUUUCCACAGGUAAGUCCCCAGAACACUGAGAGUUAAGGAGAAAGAACCAUUAUUCCCAGUCUGAAAAUGGAAUCACCAUAGAAUCCUGCAACAGCCCAGGUGGGAAGGGACAUUGGAAGGGACCUCAUCCAGCCCUUGUGCAGAAGUGGCAGCCUGGAAGAGACUAGCCAGCACCUAGCCAACUGCAAACUUGAUUGUGGCCAGUGAUGGGACUCUACUGUCCCCCUGGGGAGCCUGUUUCUCCUCUCUGGCUAAGUGGUGAUGCCAAAAGGAUACAAAAUCCCCUGAUUGCUGGGGAACAGGGUGGGAAUUGUUGGAGUGGGCAGCUUUUUCAGGUGCUCCAAGGCAGGAGCCUCUCUCAGCUCUGUGACCUGCACUUCAGUCUACUUAGCCUCUUACAAUUACACUGAUAAAAUAAUUUAAUAAUAAAAAAGGCAAAAGUGUUACUAUGAUUACAAGUAGAAAACCCUGAAGCAUAUGUUAUAUGAAUGUUAGGAGUGCUGUUUUUAAAGUAUUCAGUCAGAGAAACCUUAUCAAGAAGUUACCAGGUCUCAUGUGCCUUGUUCAAGAAACUAUGCUAAUCGUCAUGAACACCAGUUGGAAAACCCUUCCCUUCCCAUCCUAAUUUGCCUAUCAAGGAUUCCAAUCAGUAGAUCUCAGUAGAUAUGGCCAAUUAUAGUCAUAGGGUAGGAAUAUUAUUGUAGUUAUAUAACUAGUGAAACCAAUCAUUGUAAAGGUUACACCUAAGAAUGGGCAGAUGAUGUAUACUAUGUAAAAGAACUUAUGUAAAAAUGACACAGCAGAAAAAGCAUAUA
Molecule: messenger RNA, 5129 nt
Organism: Melospiza melodia melodia
Lineage: Eukaryota; Metazoa; Chordata; Aves; Passeriformes; Passerellidae
Product: ciliary microtubule associated protein 1A-like
Exons: 6
Coding region: 3044-3925 (293 amino acids)
Cellular component (GO): cytoskeleton
Source: RefSeq, a predicted model, not a curated record